Molecule: messenger RNA, 1860 nt
Organism: Postia placenta MAD-698-R-SB12
Lineage: Eukaryota; Fungi; Basidiomycota; Agaricomycetes; Polyporales; Adustoporiaceae
Exons: 6
Coding region: 1-1701 (566 amino acids)
Biological process (GO): attachment of mitotic spindle microtubules to kinetochore; spindle attachment to meiosis I kinetochore; kinetochore assembly
Cellular component (GO): kinetochore
Molecular function (GO): centromeric DNA binding
Source: RefSeq, a predicted model, not a curated record
AUGCCGGCACCUGCACGCAAGAGCAGCGUCGGGUCCCGACGCCCGCCCCAGAGAUACAUCCCAUAUCGCGCGGACGAUUUCCAACAUGGCAAGAAGACCGGAAUCGCUGUUGCAUAUGUCGACCACAAGUCGGACGAGUUCGAGCCGUUCGACAAGGUGAUGAGCCAGGCCGACGCGCGCACGCCGCCCAGAGUACAGAAUGCGCGGAAGAAGCGCACUCCGAAGCCGAAAACCCCCAUUAUCGAGCAGUAUGAAGAUGACGAGAAUGGGGAAAUGUCCAUGGAGCUCGAGGACAGUGAUCCGUCUGCAUACUUUGCGCAUACACGCGUGAAUACAAUCACCUCAAGUGCUAGACGUGUUGGGUCGUCCUCACGCCCAGUAGCCCAGAGCUCUGAUGUGGACUUCGACAAAGUACCUUCUCCCCGUGACUCCUCCCCAAUCAUAACCGGUCGUCGAUCAAUUGGACUACCCCGCUCCCCAGGCCCGUCUCGACUUUCACAGUCCUUCGCAGCUCGGGAUGACCACGAUAACGGCCCUGAGGACGAUGGAGGCAUGGACUACGACGGAGGUGGCCUGGACUUCGAAGCGGGAGGGUUUGACUCGGAUGAUGACGAUGAUGUUGCUCCCGCACACUCAUCCCGGCAGGAGCAACAACACUCGAAGCGUCUCCACGGGCAGCCUGUGCGGCGUACCAGUUUCACUCAAAUGGAUCGAGAAGACGAAGAAGAGGAGGAGCAAGUUGAGGAGCUGGCAGCUGGACCACCCAGCGACAAAUCCAGAGGGAAACAGCGAGCCAAUGGCUUUGUUCCUUAUCGAGAUCCGGAGUUAGAGGAUGAGAUUGCUCAAGGUUUCGAGGAGGUCGAUCAGGGGCCAGUCGACGAGCAUAUGGACGACGGCAAGGAGCAAGAUGAAGAGCAAAGGCCGCGGAAACGAGGUGCCAAAGAAAGGGGCGAUGACGACAGCAACACGGACGGGUUGCGUCGCGGGAAGCGCACGCGGUAUAAGCCGCUGGAAUGGUGGCGGUGCGAGAAGGUGGUGUAUGGCCGGCGAGAGGGGGGGAUAUCGCUAGUACCGACGAUCAAGGAGAUCGUCCGUCUGCCAAAGGAGGAGCCUCAACCAUUAGGCGCUAAACACCGACGGAAGCGUCCGCCACGAAGUAAGAGCAAAACACUGGAGGUCGAGGCCGAAUUGGUGCUCAACCCAGAGGAGGGCUGGGACGAUGAAACCGAGAUAGAAGGCACGGUGAUCAACAUUGAUAGCGGCGAGGAGCUGCGGAAACGCAUAGCGUUCACGGCGAAGAUGGUGUCGCCGCGAGCAGCCGCAAACAACGACUUCUUUUUCCAGAAAAUCUUCGGGGAAGGCGAUUUCAUUGCGGCUGGGCAGCUCAUGAUCCCUCCUGGCGGGCAGAAGCCAACGAAAUCCUCAAAGGACAAUACCUACGUGUUCUACGUGAUCGAGGGCGCAGUUAACUUCAAGCUUCACCGUAAUAAUUACGUGAUUGCUACGGGAGGCAUGUUCCUUGUCCCGCGAGGUAAUUUCUACUUCAUACAAAACAUCUGCGAACGAGAAGCCAGACUCUUCUUCGCGCAAGCUCGCGAGAUGCGUGAAGGCGAGGAUGACGAUGAGGAGGAAGGACGUCGCUCUAGCUCACGGAGGCUCUCUGCGGGUUUGUUAGGCCACUCAUCCCGUAGUAAAUCAUAGCUGGCGCAAACGUUAAAUCAAAGAGCCUCAACGAAAGCAGUCUGAAGCGGUUAUUAUUUUCCAUGACCCUCAUUAUUAUAUGCUUAUUUCAUGCCCUAGCAUACGCCCCGUAGAUAGCCUCAUGUAUCGAAUAUGUUAAUGUAUGCUCCAGAUUCUGAG